UAAUUUUCCAUCAAAAGUAUCAAAAUGAUUAUUGAAUGCCCUGAAAUAGAAACAAGUAUCUUCUGCUUUAUGAAGACACUGAACAAAUUCCCAGAUGCAGAUGCAGAUCAGUAGUUCUCUGUUCUGAAUGAGCUCAAGGCCUACGUUAAGGCAGGGAAUUAUAUCGUAGACAGAAUUCCCUGGUUUAGGUGACUUGCUUGCCGAAUGCCUGUUUAUUAAAUUGCCAAUCUAUCAAAGUCUCCCUGUGAAAAUUGCACUGCUUAUGAAUACCACUGAUGUAAAGAUUCAGUCUUGCGAGACCUUAAGAUCAUGGCCUUAUCAAAGUGAAAUACAUACACGUAAUGUACGGGAUAACAAAAUAGAUGCCUUUGAACUUUAAAACGCUCUUACAAGCCAUACCCAAUAAAAGGACUUGGUAUGAUGGAUAGUUUAAUGUUGGCUGGGUGGAAAUUAUACAUAAAAGAUGCAGCUUUUCUCGUAUUUCAAUGAAUAUGUCUUUUUGUUACCAGAAUACAAAAAUACUUUAAUUCACACCGCAGUACCAUUGGUAACAUAGAACAAUUGUGUUAACGUUAAAAGGAUUUCGACCCAAAAAUGUCUUGCACAUCACGCUGAAUGUGACAAGAUUCAUUCUACGUCGCCCGAUCUGGCUCUCGAUGAUAGUAAUACUUAAUAGAAAUAUUGGAUAUUUACCCUACCUGCUUUAAACUUAUCUAAAAAGAUAUAUGAUAAACAUAGGGAAAUGACGCUAGUUAUCCAGGUCAAAUAAGCCCUGGUUACAGGAUAAAAAAAAACAACUACAAAAGAUUGUCGAAAAGGCAGGAAAUGUAAUUGGAACAGAUCUUACCCAUAUCCAUUCCAUUUAUCUCAAUAGGGUUACAAAUAAAACAGAUUCCAUCAUGACUCAAACUACCCAUCCAGCUCAUGCACUAUUCAAAUCUUUACCCACUAACUCGAGGCUUUUAAUUUUUAAGGGUAGUAAGCGGUUUUUAUCUAGCUUUAAUCAUUCAGCAAUAACUCUUUUUAACACUUGUACGUAAUUUCAUUUCAGUACAAUUUUAAAGUUUUAUUCAACAAUGGCCCUACAUUGGAGACACGACAUUGCCAUAAUGAAAUGCAGAUACACUUAGUACCUGCGAAAAGAAAACUAACGACCCAGAACUUUAUAACGUUCUUACAAUGCACAGUUUGUAAAAUGAGUUGAUAUGAGAUACUUUAAUGCUGACUGAGUGGAAACGUAUAUAAAAGAUGAAGCUUUCUGCAUUUCAAUGAGUAUACGUUUUUGUCUUCUGUAUAAAGGACUGUUUUUACUCAGGCCACUGUUCAAUUCGUUUCAUAAACGAUUGUGUAAACGUUAACAGCUUUUUGAGCUAGAAAUGUCUUGCACAGCCAUACUGAAAAUGCCAAGACUCGUUGAACGUCGCCUGCUUGGGGUCGCAAUGAUGCUACAACCUAACAGAAAUUUGAGGACAUUGAUCCCGACUGGGCAAAACUUAUCAAAGAACAUACAGCUACCCCUAUAUGAUAAACAUAGAGAAAUGACGCCAGUUACCCAGUUCAAGCAAGGCCUGGUGAAGGAACCAUGGCGUUUUAGAAAGCCUAUCGAAUAUCCACAACUGACUGGAUCCGAUCAUUGGAAGCGCAAGAUGCGCACCGUAUUUAGGGCCCUCGACGUAAACGGUGAUGGUUGCAUCACACAAGGAGAUAUGGAGGAGAUGAACAGACGUACCGCAGAGUAUAUGAAUCUUGAUGAUGACAAGACUAAAACUAUGCUGAACCAACGCCGCACCUAUUGGGGAGAUAAAGGUCCCGACAAAAUAUUCGAGGAUGAGUUCGUGGAGAGUCAUCUACUCAAGAUGAACGAAAUCAAGUUCCGAGAAUUUUGGUUUGAUACUCUUUCUUCGAGAUUUCAAAUGAUGGAUCUUAAUGGAGAUGGACUCAUUUCUACAGAUGAACAUGCUGCUAUGUUCUACAGCUACAAGAUCCCCACUGAGCAUUCGAAGAAAGUGUUUGACAUGCUUGAUAUUGACAAUGAUGGCUUCAUCUCCGUGGAAGAGUUUGCCCACGCAUCCUCUGAAUUCUGGUUCACCGAAAAUCCUGACAACAAAUUUAAUGAAUUCUUCGGUCCACUCGUUGACAUUUAAAUUGAAACCAGAUUUAAAGGGGGUAAGGGGGGUCCCCCCCUUCCAACGGUUUCUGUAAAUUUUAUCACACCAAUA
Molecule: messenger RNA, 2219 nt
Organism: Lingula anatina
Lineage: Eukaryota; Metazoa; Brachiopoda; Lingulata; Lingulida; Lingulidae
Product: sarcoplasmic calcium-binding protein
Source: RefSeq, a predicted model, not a curated record